Messenger RNA from Lasiodiplodia theobromae, 519 nucleotides. Its product is annotated as Trafficking protein particle complex subunit 2 protein. NCBI's taxonomy places the organism in Eukaryota, Fungi, Ascomycota, Dothideomycetes, Botryosphaeriales, Botryosphaeriaceae. The transcript is spliced from 2 exons. The record is from RefSeq and is a predicted model, not a curated record. Gene Ontology annotation, cellular component: cytoplasm; TRAPP complex; nucleus. Gene Ontology annotation, biological process: endoplasmic reticulum to Golgi vesicle-mediated transport. The coding region runs from base 1 to 519 and encodes 172 amino acids.
AUGUCGUACUACUUCGCUAUCGUCGGUACGAGAGAUAAUCCGCUCUUCGAGCAUGAAUUCGGCACUUCGAGGGGCGGCGGCGACGGUAUCGCGCGCUUCAGAGAUGAUGCGCGGCACAUGAACCAGUUCAUAGUGCACAGCAGCCUGGACAUCGUCGAGGAGGUGCAGUGGGGUACCGGCCAAAUGUACCUCAAGCACAUCGACCGCUUCCACAACAACUACAUAUCGUGCUUCCUGACCGCCGGAAACAUCAAGUUCCUCCUUCUGACCUCUCCGAACCCGGACAACCCACGCUCAUCCGCCGCUUCCAUGUCCUCGGUGCGCAGCUCUGCGUAUCCCUCGUCGAGCGCGUACAAUCCCACUGCGCCUGCUGCCGAAGAGGCUAUCAAGAACUUCUUCAUGGAGGUGUACGACAGCUGGGUCAAGACCAUCAUGAACCCUUUCUACUCGCUCAACCAGCCGGUGAAGAGCCCGGUGUUCAGAGCGCGGGUCGCUGCCGCCGCAAAGAAAUACCUCUGA